Molecule: messenger RNA, 656 nt
Organism: Anopheles nili
Lineage: Eukaryota; Metazoa; Arthropoda; Insecta; Diptera; Culicidae
Product: dTTP/UTP pyrophosphatase
Exons: 4
Coding region: 30-656 (208 amino acids)
Molecular function (GO): nucleoside triphosphate diphosphatase activity
Source: RefSeq, a predicted model, not a curated record
UUGCGCCCUGGAAACCUGAAAAUAAAAGUAUGCUGAAACCGAUACUCAACCAAAUCGGAACCAAGCGGGUUGUCCUUGCCAGUGGAUCUCCCCGGAGACAAGAGCUGGUACAGAAUCUGGGAAUCAACAACGUGCUGCUAUGCCCAUCGACGUUCGAGGAAAAUCUCGAUCCCUCGCAGUACUCCUUCAGCGACUACGUUGCCAUGACGGCUCUUGGGAAAGUACGUGAGGUGUACGAACGCCUCUCGAAGGACGAGUCACAGCGGCCGGAUGUGGUGAUCGGUGCCGACACAAUGGUGACGAUGGAUGGCCAGAUGUACGGCAAACCCAAAACCCCGCAGCAUGCCUUCGAAGUUUUACAAAAACUCAUGGGCCGAACGCAUGUCGUCUACACGGGUGUGGUAAUUAAGUAUCACGAGAAGGAAGUCAAAUUUACCGAAUCAUGCCAAGUACACUUUGGUAAAGCUACCGCUGCUCAGAUACAGGCCUACGUCGACACGGGUGAACCUCUUGACAAAGCGGGAGGAUACGGCAUCCAGGGGUUAGGAGGCAAUUUCGUCGAAAGGAUCGAAGGAGACUAUUUCACCGUAGUCGGCCUUCCAAUGUAUCGUCUCUCGGUGGAGCUGUGCAAAUUAUUCGACUAUCAAGUAGAAUGA